AUGGCAAAUAUCACAUACAGAGAUCCAGAGCUAGAAGAGAGCUUCUCCUUCAGUAGCUGCUUUGACUUCAACUCCUCAGCAUUCCAAUCGAUUUUCUCAGAUGAAAGCGACGACGAAUCCUACAUUGAAAUAGCCCUUGAACCCUCCCAGAAAAAUGGUCAUGGAGAUAUUAAUUACUGGACUGACGAUGAGGAAAUGGAGCUACGCAUAUCAUUUUCUUCUUGUGUUCCCUUCCAAGAACUCUCCACCACAAAAACCAGCAACGUAUAUGAGUUUUCGUCUCCAACAUCAUCAUCAACAGCAUUCACUACGAGCUCUUCUUCGCCUUCCAUGGAAAGUAGUGAUCAACGGGAUGGACAAAUGGGGUCCAAGGCAGCUUCUACUUGUAAAGUCCAAAAGACCAUUGCAAGGAAGGUGCAGUUUCCUAAAGCGAACAGUUUUCUCAAUCUGUUAAAGCCCAGUUUGACGGUAUCAUCUGAGGCCGGUGAUGAAAAUGGCCGUCCGGCCAACAACAAUCACUUGGGGCCUGUACGCAGCAGUACAAUGAAAGGAUCAAAGGCAUCUGCAAUAAACAGCAAUGGCAUAAUGAUGAAGUUCUUGGUCAAAUUUCGAACCUUGAAGAUUCGGAAUUUGCUCGCAUCAUUUAUGAAGUCUUGCCAAGUAAUUAACAUCCCCCCAGAAAAGAAAAAAGUUGGGACAUAUCAGAAGCUAAUGAAGCCCUUUGACAAAUGGUUAGUGCAAAAAGAACAAGGCAGUAGCAGCAGAAACUACUCGAAUAAUCUCUUUGGAAAUGGCGAGAGGUCAAGAGUAUUGGAGAUGGACUUGGAUGCAAUUAGAGGAGUUUUCGAAGCAAUGAGUACUGGCAUUGGUCGCAAAGAUAGAAAAUUUGAAAGUUGCCCAAGUUCUACAAAAUCCUCCCCAAUUCACCAAGGUUUCUCAAGUGAUCACCAGGAUCAUAAAACAUGUGCUAAAGAUAACUCAAUUCAGGCUGCUAUUGCUCAUUGUAAGAGAUCCUUUGGUCCCAAAAUUUCUGGGCGUAAGCAGACAGAGUUGUCAAGAAAGGACGACUACUCGCGUUUCGUCUAUUUGGAGCAGGACUUAAGAGUUCGAGCUCCCUCGCAUCUUAGAUCAACAAAUACUCGAAAAAUGAAAAAAGAGAGCAAAUCUCAUCCCACCCUUUCGGGUUACAGAGGGCUAGAAUUUGGGUUAAAACACCCAAGUGUUCAUGCAUAG
Dovyalis caffra is the source of this 1233-nucleotide messenger RNA. NCBI's taxonomy places the organism in Eukaryota, Viridiplantae, Streptophyta, Magnoliopsida, Malpighiales, Salicaceae. The record is from the annotation of a GenBank genome assembly.